UUUGACAGAGAUUCUGAAAGCCAAGCUAUUUUCGAGAAGAAUAAUUUUUACACUAUUGGAGGAAAAAUUAUAACAGUUUCAAUAUCUACACAUUUGAAGAUUCUUAACAAAGUUGUUGAGUCUAAUAAGUGUCUUUUGAAGAUUUCUUUGGUUAGAAUUUCUCAAGAGGUGCCAUACAAAAUUAAAGAUGCUUUUGUUGUUAAUGUUAUGAUUUAUGAUUAUGCUAGUCACAAAUGCAGUUUUAUUAUGAAGGUUGUUUUUCUUUCUCAUGAUUUGUGUCUUGCACAUUUAAAAAAUAAAAUUCAUUUUCAAGAGUCAUUAAUUUUUGUAGUUGGACAGAUGGAGAUUUUUGCUAAUGAAUUUUAUGUUUAUGCUAAGGAUAUAAAUUAUGUUGAUACUGAUUUUAUUGUUAAGAACAAAGGUCUUGAAAAUAAUUUACCUUCAAAUCCAAUAGUAACUCAAAGUAAUUUGAAAAAUAAAUCAGAAAAUAAUAAUUCAGCUUCAGUUAAUUUACAUAAUUUUGAAGAUAAAUCUGAAUCAAGUUCUGAUGACGCUAAGUAUAUUGGGCGUGAGUUUUGUGAUAUGGAAAAUGUCAGUGCAGGUGAUGAAUUUCACAAAGAUAACUUUUGUGAAUUAGUUAAGAAAAGAAAGAUUUUAUUUAAAAAGGGUAAGAAAUGUGCAGAUAGGUCAUUACAUAGUAGUUUAAGGCCUUUUAGAUCUAAUAUAGGUGAUAGUAAUAGGAAUGUGUAG
Molecule: messenger RNA, 750 nt
Organism: Dentiscutata erythropus
Lineage: Eukaryota; Fungi; Glomeromycota; Glomeromycetes; Diversisporales; Gigasporaceae
Source: the annotation of a GenBank genome assembly